This is a messenger RNA of Orycteropus afer afer, 2343 nucleotides long. It is a transcript of the gene BACH1, whose product is annotated as BTB domain and CNC homolog 1. Lineage: Eukaryota; Metazoa; Chordata; Mammalia; Tubulidentata; Orycteropodidae. Gene Ontology annotation, biological process: regulation of transcription by RNA polymerase II. The record is from RefSeq and is a predicted model, not a curated record. Gene Ontology annotation, molecular function: DNA-binding transcription factor activity, RNA polymerase II-specific; protein binding; RNA polymerase II cis-regulatory region sequence-specific DNA binding.
GUUUGAUGACAAUUAGAAGCAUGCUUUCCACUGAACUUCUGACACCAUUUGUGAUGCAGAAUGUCUUUGAAUGAGAACGAGGUUUUUGCCUAUGAAUCUUCAGUGCACAGCACCAAUGUCUUGCUUAACCUCAAUGACCAGAGGAAAAAAGAUGUGCUGUGUGAUGUCACUGUCUUUGUUGAAAGCCAGCGAUUCCGUGCCCACCGGGCCAUGCUGGCAGCGUGUAGCAGUUAUUUCCAAGCAAGAAUUGUAGGCCAGGCUGAUGCUGAGCUUAACAUUACUCUCCCAGAAGAGGUAACAGUUAAAGGAUUUGAACCUUUAAUUCAAUUUGUCUACACUGCUAAACUGAUUUUAAGUAAGGACAAUGUGGAUGAAGUGCGCAAGUGUGUGGAAUUUUUAGGUGUUCAUAAUAUUGAGGAAUCCUGCUUUCACUUUUUCAAAUAUAAGUGUUUGGAUUCCAAUGUAGACCAGCAAGAAUUCCCAAGAAAAAAAUGCUUCCCAUCACACUGUCAGAAAACAGACUUUAAAUUUUCACUUUUGGACCAGAAGGAUCUAGAAGUUGAUGAAGUGGAAAAAUUUCUGGAAAAUGAGAAUGUUCAGACUCCUCAUUCUAAACUCAGCCAGUAUCAAGGGAAUUCAAAAGCAUCACCUCCUCUACAAGACAGUGCCAGUCAAACAUGUGAGUCCAUGUGCUUAGAAAAGGAUGCUGCUCUGGCUUUGCCAUCUUUGUGCCCUAAAUACAGAAAAUUCCAAAAAGCAUUUGGAACUGACAGAGUCCAUACUGGGGACUCUAUUGUCAAAGACAAUCAGGCUUCCUCUGUUCAGCCAAAUGAGACAUCUGAAAAUGAAUGUCUAGGAGGAGUCCAGGAUUGUGCAGAUUUACAGGUGAUUUUAAAAUGUGAAGAAAGUAAAACACCAGCAGAACGUGAAGAAACAAAGAAGAAAGAUCUUACUUCUGAGUGUCCAACAGUAAAAGCAGAAGUGACUCCUUUCCCUCAUAAUUCUUCCACAGACCCUCAUGGACUCUAUUCUUUGUCUCUUUUACACACAUAUGACCAAUAUGGUGACUUGAAUUUUGCUAGUAUGCAGAACACAGCAGUGUUAACAGAAAAGCCUUUAUCAUGUACAGAUGUCCAAGAAGAGAAGACAUUUAGUGGAAGUCAGGAUUUACAUUUGAAAUCUGACGCUGGUCCCAGGGAAGAUAGUAGCCUUGCCUCUAGUGAUCGGAGUAGUGUGGAACGAGAGGUGGCAGAACAUCUUGCAAAAGGCUUCUGGAGUGACAUUUGCAGCACAGACUCUCCUUGCCAAAUGCAGUUAUCACCUGCUGUAGCCAAAGAUGUUCCAGAACAGAUCUACUCACAGAAACGGUUUGAGUGUCCCUGGUUGGGUAUCAGGAUCAGUGAGAGCCCAGAACCAGGUCAGAGGACUUUUACAACGUUAAGGUCUGUCAACUGCCCUUUUAUAAGUACUCUAAGUACUGAAGGAUGUUCAAGCAGUUUGGAAAUUGGAAGUGAUGAUUAUGUUCCAGAACCGCAGCAGGAACCUUGUCCGUAUGCUUGUGUAAUUAGCUUGGGGGAUGACUCUGAGACGGAUACAGAAGGAGACAGUGAAUCCUUUUCAGCCAGAGAACAGGAAUGUGAGGUAAAACUGCCAUUCAAUGAACAACGAAUAAUUUCACUCUCUCGAAAUGAUUUUCAAUCAUUGUUGAAAAUGCACAAGCUGACUCCAGAACAACUGGAUUGUAUCCAUGAUAUUCGAAGAAGAAGUAAAAACAGAAUUGCUGCACAGCGCUGUCGCAAGAGAAAACUUGACUGUAUACAAAAUCUUGAAUCAGAAAUUGAGAAACUGCAAAAUGAAAAAGAGAGCUUGUUGAAGGAAAGAGAUCACAUCUUGUCAACUCUGGGUGAGACAAAGCAGAACCUAACUGGACUUUGCCAGCAAGUCUGUAAAGAAGCAGCUCUAAGUCAAGAACAAAUACAGAUCCUUGCCAAGUACUCAGCCUCAGAUUGCCCACUUUCGUUUUUAAUUUCUGAAAAAGAAAAAAGUACGUCUCAUGGUGAACUGGUAUUACCAUCAAUUUUUAGCUUACCUGAUGGGCCUCCAGCUGUGCUGCCUGCCAGUGAGCAAGGCCCUUGCUACCCCUGUGCAAGAGAAAACAAUGGGUCCGAGUCUGGUUGUGAGGGGGGGCAAGAGUCACAGCAGACGUCCAUAGCUGCCUGUGCGCGUUCUGGGCUGAUGGAACAGUGUCGUCAGAGUGGAGGCAUUUCAGAUUUCUGUCAGCAGAUGACUGAUAAGUGUACUACUGAUGAGUAAACAUGGAUUUGCAUUCACUACCUUCAAACC